GUAGUAGCAUUUAUACUCUUCUUCUCCAACUUGUGUAAACCACCACGUCUUUCUUCUUCCAAGCACUUUGUGCAGUCCCCUGUGACGCCCUCGCCAUGUUGGAAGGAAAGGCAGUCAUUAGCAACACUGACAUGCUUCAAACCAUGCAGGAUGAAGCACUCCGCCUCGCCGCCAAAGCCCUUGAUGUCUUUGAUGUCACUGAUUCCACCCAGAUUGCUUGUUUCAUUAAGAAGGAAUUUGACAAGCUUCAUGGACCAGGGUGGCAAUGCAUCGUGGGAACAGAUUUUGGUUCUUUUGUUACUCACUUCUGUGGCUGUUUCAUCCACUUCUGCAUUGGCAGCCUUGCAAUCUUGCUUUUCAAGGGUGCUGCAGGGCCCGAAGCUGAGGAAAAUCGGGUCACAGCUUUGGAGCCAGUGAAGGCGUGAAACUGUUUUUUUGUUGUUCUUGACGAGUUUAAUAUGUAAAGAAGGAAAAUUGCAAGUUUAAUAGAUUUCAUGUUUCGCAGU
This is a messenger RNA of Telopea speciosissima, 506 nucleotides long. Its product is annotated as dynein light chain 2, cytoplasmic-like. Gene Ontology annotation, biological process: microtubule-based process. The coding region runs from base 96 to 425 and encodes 109 amino acids. The record is from RefSeq and is a predicted model, not a curated record. Gene Ontology annotation, molecular function: dynein intermediate chain binding; dynein light intermediate chain binding. Gene Ontology annotation, cellular component: dynein complex. The transcript is spliced from 2 exons. NCBI's taxonomy places the organism in Eukaryota, Viridiplantae, Streptophyta, Magnoliopsida, Proteales, Proteaceae.